AUGAAGGCAGCGCAAUGGGAUCCGGCGCAGCAGAAGGUGGUAGUAAACGAGGUCUCCAAGCCGAUACCAGGCCCGGGCCAAUUCCUUGUCAAGCUUGCAUCCGCAUCCCUAUGCCAUUCAGAUCUCAUGUCCAUGGCUAUGCCCCACACGGAACCCAUAACCAUCGGUCACGAAGGCGCCGGCUAUAUCGAGGAGAUUCAUCCUACAGCACAAAACAAAGGAUUCAAAAUAGGCGAUAGUAUAGGCUUCACGUACAUCGUCAAUUAUUGCGAUGAUUGCGAAGGUUGCGAGAUCCACAACAACCACUGUUUGAACAAGAAAAGUCGUGUGAACGGUUUCAAUGAACCCGGGCUGUUUGCAGAAUAUGCGACGGUCGAUGCAACGAGCUGCAUCAUCUUACCAAAACAACUACCACCGGAGACGUCAAGCCCCAUCUUUUGUGGUGGUAUCACAGCUUUUCAUUGUGUCGAUUCAUGCGAACUGCAGUCCGGUCAGUGGCUCGCCGUCGUCGGGUGCGGAGGCCUCGGCCAGUUAGCCGUUCAAUACGCAAAAGCCAUGGGUUUCAAAGUGAUUGGCAUUGACAUCAAUGAUGACAUUCUUGAAAAUUCUAAGUCGCAAGGCGCAGAUGCUGUUUUCAACAGUCGUACCAACCCUAGUUACAUCGAGGAAGCAAAGGCAUACAUGGAUCGUGGGCCAAACAAGGGUGCUGAUGCGGUUGCAGUGUUCAGCGCAGCUCCGGCUGCUUAUAAAAGCGCACCGCCCCUAGUCAAAUUAGGCGGAAUCAUCAUGGUUGUAGGACUACCAGCUGAAGGUGUGACUUUCAAUGCUCUGGAUAUUGCCACAGGGAAGUACAGGGUCAAGGGAGACAGUACGGGCAUUCCAAGAAGGAUGAAGAAAGCCAUCGAUUUUACGGCCAAACACAGCAUCAAGCCGGAGAUCGAAACGCACAAGAGUCUGGAAGCGGUGAAUGGCAUGGUCGAGAGGAUGAGGAACGGCGAGCUCACGAGGCGGCAAGUCGUGCAAUUCGCCUGA
Molecule: messenger RNA, 1032 nt
Organism: Didymosphaeria variabile
Lineage: Eukaryota; Fungi; Ascomycota; Dothideomycetes; Pleosporales; Didymosphaeriaceae
Exons: 3
Coding region: 1-1032 (343 amino acids)
Molecular function (GO): oxidoreductase activity
Source: RefSeq, a predicted model, not a curated record